Molecule: messenger RNA, 3201 nt
Organism: Pogoniulus pusillus (Red-fronted tinkerbird)
Lineage: Eukaryota; Metazoa; Chordata; Aves; Piciformes; Lybiidae
Gene: SLC15A4
Product: solute carrier family 15 member 4
Exons: 8
Coding region: 197-1942 (581 amino acids)
Biological process (GO): histidine transport; dipeptide import across plasma membrane
Cellular component (GO): membrane
Molecular function (GO): dipeptide transmembrane transporter activity; L-histidine transmembrane transporter activity
Source: RefSeq, a predicted model, not a curated record
GAAGAGUGACGGCACCCUCAGCCAAUGGCGAUGCGCCGCUCCCCGCGGGGCCGGACCGGGACGGGCUCCUACGCGCGGCCGCGGUGAAGUUUCCUCGGGGUGGGCCGGGAAGCUCAGCGGGGCCGGGAAGGAGGUGCCGGGAAGAGGUAUCGGGAAGGAGGUGCCGGGAAGGUGGUACGGGGAAGGAGGCACCGUCAUGGAGGAGGCCGAGCCGAGCGAGCGCAGUCCCUUGCUGAGCAGCGUGGAGCGCGGGCGUGGAGCGAUCAGCGCUUUCCACGGACGGCGGUUGGCCUGCGCCGCUGUGCUGCUGGCCGAGCUGCUGGAGCGAGUGGCCUUCUACGGCAUCACCUCCAAUCUGGUGCUCUUCCUCAACGGGCCUCCCUAUGACUGGGAGGGUGCCCAGGCCAGCCAGGCCCUGCUGCUCUUCAUGGGCAUCACGUAUCUGGUGUCACCUUUCGGUGGCUGGUUGGCUGAUGCCCUCCUGGGCAAGUUCGGCACCAUCCUGCUCAGCAUGGCUCUGUACCUGUUGGGCAUGCUGGCCUUCCCUGUCAUUGCUGCACCACACACCCGCCAGGGCCUUUGCGGGGACAUCCCCUUGUUCCCCGUAGAGAACUGCUCCUCUCCAGCAGCCAACGCCACCAUGGCACCUUGCUCCCAGGUGGGAGCUGUCCGCUACUGUGCCACAUCCGUCUUCAUCGGAUUGGUCCUCGUGGGGCUGGGCGUCGGGUCAGUCAAGGCCAACAUCACCCCUUUUGGGGCAGACCAGGUCAAAGAUCGAGGUCCAGAAGCCACAAGAAGAUUUUUUAACUGGUUUUAUUGGAGCAUUAAUUUGGGAGCUAUUCUAUCUCUGGGAGGCAUUGCAUACAUUCAGCAGAAUGUGAGCUUUGUUGUUGGAUAUAGUAUCCCAGCGGUUUGCAUUGGAAUUUCAUUCAUGGUUUUCUUAUGUGGUCAGAGUUUCUUCAUCACAAAACCACCUGAUGGUAGUGCCUUCACAGACAUGUUUAAAAUUCUUACAUAUUCUUGUUGCUCAAGAAAGAGACAAGUGGAACAUUCAACCAAUAGUGAAGGCCAGGGAGUACUUCAGCAGCCUCGCAAGCAAAGCCUAUUUGAGAUGGCCAAGCUGUCGCAAGGGGGACCAUUCAGAGAAGAUAAAGUAGAAGAUGUGAAAGCUCUUGUCAAGAUUAUCCCUGUCUUUUUGGCUUUGAUACCUUACUGGACAGUGUAUUUUCAAAUGCAGACCACAUAUGUACUGCAAAGUCUCCAUCUGAAAAUUCCUGAAAUAGCAAAUGACACCAACUCUAUUCAUACGUUCCCAGCAGCCUGGUUGACUAUGUUUGAUGCAGUGCUUAUUUUGAUCCUAAUACCCUUAAAAGAUAAAUUGGUGGAUCCCAUUUUAAAGAGGAAUGGCUUGCUCCCAUCCUCACUGAAGAGAAUUGCAGUUGGAAUGUUCUUUGUCAUGUGUUCUGCAUUUGCUGCAGGAAUUCUGGAAAGCAACAGACUGAAAAUUGUCAAGAUUAAAACAAUUAAUCAGACAAUUGGAAAUGUUACAUACCAUGCUGCAGAUCUGCCAAUAUGGUGGCAGAUUCCUCAAUAUGUGCUGAUUGGAUUCAGUGAAAUAUUUGCAAGUAUAGCAGGCCUAGAAUUUGCAUAUUCAGCUGCUCCCAAGUCUAUGCAGAGUGCUAUCAUGGGGCUGUUUUUUUUCUUUUCGGGAAUUGGAUCAUUUGUUGGCUCUGGAUUGUUGGCACUGGUGUCUAUUAAAGAAAUUGGCUGGAUGAGUAAUCACACAGAUUUUGGCAAUAUUAAUGGCUGCCAAUUAAACUAUUAUUUUUUCUUGCUGGCUGCUAUCCAAGGAGCAACCCUCUUGCUUUUCCUUAUUGUUUCUGUGAAAUACGAUCAUCAAAAGUCAAGGAUGAAUGAAGUGGCUGCCAACGGGAGGAUCUGAUAGCUACAGAGCAGACUUUGGUACAGCAGCACACAAAGAAGGGGCAGUGCACCCCAAGUCUGCAAGAUCUUAAGUUUUCUCCAGUGAGACUCUGACUAGACUUGCAUGUUACAAGAGCUCUGCCCCUGCCCCCUCUCAUGUAACGUAGGUAAGUGCCUUAUGUUGGCGGGGCUCGGUUCUUGCACUACGUCCAGGUGGAGGACAAACAUAAACCUUGGAAGUGUAUUAACUCUAGGCAUUCAAGUUGCUCUUUGUUUCUUGUGAGAUGUUUACUUAACUGGUGAAAGCUGGGACACUUACACUUGGAAACUGAGUAUAAUGAGUCACAUGUGACAUGGACUGUUCUGACUGGAAAACUCUGCUUAGUGAAGAAGAGUGGAUCUAGAGGAACACUCAGCACACUCAAGCCUCCGUUGAGGACAGAGGAAAGAAAAUACUUUAGAAACUACUUGAGGUUUCUGUAAUCCAAGAACAAGUUUCCAAUCCCUAGAGAAGUGCUCCUGGGGGAGAAACAGGGACUAUUUAAAUCACAGAUCAGGUCAGAUUAAAAAGAAAUGUAGGUUUAUAAUUGACCUUUCACUAGCAGUGUUUCAAGGAUUUAAGUCCAAGCUUGCAGUCAAGAGUAUCCAGCGCUGAAGAGUGAAUUAUAUGCCACAGUAGCUCAUCAUACAGCUGCUGUAUGUUUUGGUGCACAGUGACACUUCUUGGGACUGAAAUGUUUUUACUUCAGGAAUGUUUUUAAUUUUGAACCCCCAUGAGAAUGGAUUUGGACAACAUUCAUCUUUUGACAAGGCACUAUUCUGUUUAAUGCUGUCAGCUCCCUAAGGAAUUUGCAGAAAGAAAAGUGAAAUUGAAACCUCAAAAUAUGAGCACUCAAUGUAGAAACCUUUCAGCCAGUUCCUUCAGUCUUGUGUCUUACUUCUAGCUUACAUGCUACAGGGUUUGUAUCUUCCAGCAACACAUUCCCAGAGCAGAGCAAAAGGCUUUGUGUUCAGCCUCUUGAAUUUUAAUUAUUCUAACACUUGUACUAAAGAUUGUGUGCAACCUGAUAUGGAAGAUGCAAGGAAUUAUGCAGAAAGAAAACAAAAGCUCAACUUUUUAUUCAUGUGUUGAAUUUUUAUAGUUUCCUUUGCAUUUAUGUCAUUUAAAUGUCCUUUUGUACAUGGACAUCUUUUUAAUUGGUUUACAAAAUAAAAUGAACUUCCAUGCUGUGACUUUUGACCUUUUGUUUUUAGGUAAAUAAAAUGAUACUACAAAUA